Ophidiomyces ophidiicola is the source of this 5214-nucleotide messenger RNA. RefSeq lists its product as uncharacterized. The transcript is spliced from 6 exons. Gene Ontology annotation, molecular function: DNA binding; histone demethylase activity. Gene Ontology annotation, cellular component: nucleus. Bases 1 to 5214 code for a protein of 1737 amino acids. NCBI's taxonomy places the organism in Eukaryota, Fungi, Ascomycota, Eurotiomycetes, Onygenales, Onygenaceae. The record is from RefSeq and is a predicted model, not a curated record. Gene Ontology annotation, biological process: chromatin remodeling.
AUGGUCGCUCCACCCUCAACCGGAGGGAAUCUUGCGGCGCUGCCCACCCAACCGACGCCCCGUUCGUCCUCCCGCACCACCCAUCUCUCCUAUGCCCCAAACGUUCCGUUAAGCGCUCGAAGAGCUGCCCCCUUAGACCUUUCAACUGUUGAGCGCCGAGGGCAUUCGAGCGCCGCUCGGGAGCCUACAAAACGAAUCAGGCCACAUGGCUUAUCCGAGGCUCCGACUUUUCGCCCGACUAAGGAGGAGUUCAAAGAUCCAAUGGAAUACAUUCGAAAAAUCACACCCGAAGGAAAAAAGUAUGGCAUAUGCAAGAUAAUUCCGCCAGAUAGCUGGGAUCCACAAUUUGCUAUCGAUACGGAGCGCUUUCAUUUCAGGACCCGUAGACAGGAGCUCAAUUCUGUAGAAGGAGGAACCCGAGCAAACCUGAAUUAUCUCGAUCAAUUGACCAAGUUCCACAAACAGCAUGGGACCACCUUGGCCCGAUUCCCUAGCGUCGACAAACGUCCACUGGAUCUCUAUAAGUUGAAAAAGGCGGUGGAGGUUCGCGGUGGAUUCGAGCAGGUUUGCAAACUCAAGAAAUGGGCAGAAAUUGGUCGUGACUUAGGCUACAGCGGCAAAAUAAUGUCGUCGCUAUCUACGUCACUCAAAAACUCUUACCAGCGCUGGCUGCAGCCUUAUGAAGACUACCUUCUCGUUGCUAAGCCAGGCGUCCAACAACAGCUCGAAAUUGAGCACGGCGGCCCCUAUUCGCCCUCCCCAAAGUCAUCUCCUGCCGCCAAAAAGUUCUCUUCACAUACGAAUGGCUUAACGGCAGGACCUAAACCGUCACCUGCGGCCAAGACCUCUGCAGUACUUAAACCUUCUCCAGAAACUGAUAGAACACCACACAAGCCCGAACUUCCUCCUGAAGAGGCUACUCCACGAGUUAUCACUUCCGGCUUUACUGCUGUCAAUGCACCAGCAAAUGGUGUUGCCAAAACUCCUUCGUUCGUUGCGGUAAACAAUCUUCCACCCGUAAAGAAAGAAUUAGAGCAGCCAACGGAAAUCGCCGGCGAGACCCUAGAUUCCGCUACGACACCGAAAACUUCGGAAUCCCACCAUGUACCCGCCGCUAAUGGCUAUGACGUCCAUUCACUAAAAAGGGCCCAUAGUACUGAGAGUGCAUUACCUAGUUCGCAACUCGAGAAUGGAGAUAUGGACAGCGCAAACGGGCGGCGAAGCAAGCGCAUCAAGAAAGAUCCUGCCCCUGUCGUUUCGGGCUCAAAUAUGAGUUUAUUACGCCCAACCGCUUCACAGUCACGAAUGAAAAAUGGAAAUAGAAAGACUGGAGAUAAAUGUGAAAUCUGUGGCAAAACCUCCGAUCGUUCAUCCAUACUUGUCUGCGACGGAUGUGACCUUGGCUACCAUAUGCAGUGUCUUGAUCCACCUCUCAGUUCUGCUCCCAAUUAUGAUUGGCAUUGCCCUAAAUGUCUUGUUGGAACUGGGGAAUACGGCUUUGAAGAAGGUGGAAUAUAUUCUCUAAAACAAUUCCAGGAAAAGGCAGACGCUUUUAAACGGAAUUACUUCUCACGGAAGAUGCCAUUUGAUCCUGUUCUUAAUGCUCAACGACGCGAAACAGAGGAUGACGUCGAACGAGAGUUCUGGAGACUUGUCGAAAGCCUUACAGAAACGGUAGAGGUUGAAUAUGGUGCUGAUAUUCAUUCUACAACUCAUGGCAGCGGUUUUCCUACAGUGGAAAGAAAGCCACUAGACCCGUAUUCAGUUGAUCCAUGGAAUUUGAAUGUGCUCCCACUCCACGGCGAAUCCCUUUUUCGUCACAUAAAGUCAGAUGUUUCCGGAAUGACUGUACCUUGGGUUUACGUUGGGAUGUGCUUCUCCACGUUUUGUUGGCACAAUGAAGACCAUUAUUCAUAUUCAGCCAAUUACCAACAUUUUGGAGCUACCAAAACUUGGUACGGAAUCCCGGGUGCUGAUGCGGAAGCAUUUGAAGAAGCCAUGCGGCGAGCUGUUCCAGAACUAUUCGAGACUCAACCAGACCUUCUCUUUCAGCUAGUUACUCUUCUACCACCGGAUCAGCUGAAGAAAGCCGGCGUUAAUGUUUUCGCGCUUGAUCAAAGAGCUGGUCAAUUCGUGAUAACUUUUCCUCAGGCAUAUCAUGCCGGCUUUAAUCAUGGAUUUAACUUCAAUGAAGCCGUGAAUUUUGCUCCGGCGGACUGGGAACCAUUUGGACAGGCGGGAGUCGCUCGUCUCCAAGAAUUUAGACGUCAACCUUGCUUUUCUCAUGACGAGUUACUGCUUACUGCCGCCGCUAGAGAUACAUCCAUAAAGACUGCUAAGUGGCUUAGCCCAGCUUUGCAGAGAAUGUGUAAGAGGGAGCUGGGACAACGUGCAAAGUUGUUGGAAAGGCAAAAGGAGUUGAAACGGCAGAAUGAACUAGCUGAACAGGCAGAAAAUAUGCCUAAAGAAUCGGAGGGCUUCAAAAUUGUGGUAGAAGACUCGGACCUUCCAGAAGAAGGGUAUCAGUGUGCCUAUUGCAAAGUGUACAGCUACUUGACACAGUUCCGCUGCCAUAACACAGACAAGAUGAUGUGUCUACAUCAUACAGAAAGCUUUGCUUGUUGCGACGAAGGUAUUACUGAACGGCUAAUUGGACAACGCCAUAGCCUACGAUACCGAAUGUCAGAUGACGAUAUUAAAGCCAUGGCACAAAAGGUGGAGGAUCGAGCGCAUAUCCCUGAGGCCUGGACAGAAAAGCUUGAAAAGGUCUUGGAAGACGAGCCUAAACCAUCCUUGAAAGCGAUGCACUCACUGCUUUCUGAAGGUGAGAAAAUUCCAUACCACUUACCUGGCUUGGAAGAUCUUGGCGUCUUUGUCUCGCGGUGUGACAAGUGGGUGGAGGAGGCCAACAAUUAUAUCACUCGAAAGCAGCAGAAUCGCCGCAAAAAUGAAAAGCUUUGGCGUAAAGGGAAUGCUGCUAAAGCUGCUCAAAUGGAGGAGCGAGAUCGUGAAUUGCGCAAUAUUGAUAAAAUACAUGCGCUUCUUACAGAGGCUGAAAAUCUAUCAUUUGACUGUCCGCAGAUUGUCACCUUGCGAGACAAAAUUGCAGAAAUACAAAAGUUUCAGAGUGAGGCGCAAGCAGUUCUGUGCAACCCCCAUAUUACGUCAACACAAGAAGUGGAGGAACUUGUCGAAUCUGGGAAGAAUUUUAACGUCGAUGUACCGGAAGUUGAUAAACUUGAAAAGGUACUACGGCAGAUGAAAUGGAACGAUGAAGCUCGCCGCAGACGUGAUCAGUAUCAAACACUCGAUGAUUGCCGUGAACUAAUCAAACAAGGUGAAGAGCUUGGUCUAUCAGAGACUAAUGAGCAUCUUGUUUACCUACGUGACAUGUGUCGACAUGGCGAAACCUGGGAGGCGAAGGCAAAGGAGUUAAUGUCUGUCGAAGCGGUUCAUUAUCAGCAACUUGAGGCACUCUCAACACAAGCUACCAGAUUCCCUGUUACCCCAGAAACACUUGCUGCUGUAGAAGCUAUUUUGACGAAACAACGUGAAGCUCAAAAACAAAUCUCAAGCCUUUAUGAGAAGAGCAAAAGCUCGGAUCUUAGGAUGCGCCCGCAUUAUAAAGAGGUCCGGGAACUAAUGGAGUCUCUCGCACAACUUAAUAGCAAGCCAACUGGCACUAUCGAUCUUGAAAGGGAGCAAAAGCGCCAUGAGGACUGGAUGAGGAGAGGCAAGAAGCUUUUUGGGAAAGCGAAUGCCCCUCUGCAUAUUCUCAAGAUGCAUAUGCAGUAUGUGGAGAAGAAAAAUUCAUUUUGCUUCGAUCUUGAGGAUAGAUGCCGUCCUCCUGUCGAACCAGCGUCGCGCGAAACGACCCCAGAAGGCGGAGAAUCUCAUCCUUGGGUUGGCAGCCGUUCAAAAAAGAAGGAUGUUUUCUGUAUCUGCAGGCAACAGGAGGCAGGCUUAAUGAUUGAAUGCGAAGUCUGUCAUGAAUGGUAUCACGGGAAAUGUUUGAAAAUCGCCCGCGGUAAAGUCAAGGAGUAUGAUAGUUAUACUUGCCCAAUUUGUGACUGGCGUGUUAAAAUCCCUCGCGAUGCUGCUCGGCCUAAGCUAGAAGAUCUUAUUGAAUGGCAGGCGGAAAUUCCGGACCUUCCGUUUCAACCUGACGAGGAACAAAUACUCGAGUCAAUAAUCGACAAAGCCACUGCCUUUCGAGAUUUUAUACGUUCGUUUACGCAUUCCACGUGCACCACUGCUGAGGAAGUGCCCACACAGAUUUUUUAUCUGCGUAAAAUCGAGGGUGCUGAGGUUUUGCUUACUUUUGAGACGAAUUACUUCCGUCAAGAAAUUCAUCGGUGGGCCCCGGUUGCCCCCGAACCGCCGCCUAUAUUGGAACAGUCACUUUCUACUCGAAAACCCAGGCCUACAAAGCAACAAAAACUGAUGGCUCAGCUUGGAGUAGAGAGGCCAGAAGACCUUCCCCUUCACCUUCGAACCAAAUAUCAUACCUUUCCUCAAAAGAGAAAAUCAACGGAGCCUCAUUUGGCCAGACCAGCGCCUCUGCAACCCACUCCGCUGAAAGGGUCGGCAACUCCCGUUGGGGACCAUGCAUCCGGGUCAACUGGAAGCGUAACUACGCCAACCACUUUGCCUUCGAUUCCUAUUUCUCAAUCGACCUCGUCGUUUCAAGCUUCUAAUCCUUAUACUUUAACAGCUGGUGACAAUAGCCAGCCGUAUAAUUCUGCCCCAGGUUCUUUCCUGCCCCAAGACAACAAUGCACAUUCUCCGACAUUUGCCCCUACAUCGCCUCCCUCGCGUCAUCCAGGGCUUGAUCAGUCACUAUUCAGCCCUCCAGACUUCAAUCGUAAUAAUUCGCUACGAUCGCGAUCCCCUGGCGACCUCACAAAGGGUGACCCCGGCGUUAGUGUGGGCCUUGAUGACACCAAUCCUUUCGGCAGCAGUCCCCGUCCUGACAUGGAUGAUCUUUUCGCCGACCUGACCAACCAGGAUUCAGAACCCGUUGAAGAAAUAAGCCAUGCCAACGAGGCGCUUGAAGCAUUGAAAACUGCUCAAAAUUGCUCGUCAAGGGAUCGUUCGAUGUCGGGGUCUAAUGAGGUUUUGGGGAGCCCUGGACAAGAAAACGGUCUUCUAGAUGGCCUGGGUCCAAGUCGCGAAGAUACCUCUAACUCCCUCGACGACGAAUUUCUCCGAUAA